AUGGCUCAUACAAUUAUCGUAUCAUCAGUGACUAUCCUGCUACUCAGCAUUGCAGUAAGACCACUCAGCUCGCUUCCUGGACCCUUGAGUUCUAAAUUUACGACUCUGAUCUUGAAGUACUAUACUUUGACUGGACAGAGAAUGCAAUAUCUCGACUCACUGAAUAAGAAAUAUGGCCCUCUUGUCCGUGUCAGCCCCAAUGAGGUUGCCCUUUCCGACUUGCAAACCACCAAAGAAAUCCACCGCAUUGGCACCAGCUUCCGCAAAUCCGACUGGUACAGUAAACUUACCACAACGCGUGAGCACAACAUCUUCUCUCUGGUUGAUCCUAAGGCGCAUCAAGAGCGACGUCGACUACUCUCUCACCCUCUGUCGGAGGGUUCACUGCGGGAAUUAGAGCCAGUGGUCUUGGAAAAUGUUGAGCUGGCUAUACACAAGAUUCAGGAGCGUAUGGAUACGGACGGCAGCGCUGAUUUGCUAAAAUGGUUUUUCUUUAUGGCUACUGACAUUGUUGGCCAAUUGAGCUUUGGCGAAUCUUUUCACAUGUUGGAAUAUGGUAAAGAAACCCAAUAUUCCAUUGAUCUCAAAAACGUCACGUUUUACAAUGCGCUACUCGUCGAGAUCCCCCUAAUAAUGAAAAUUGUUUCAGCCAUCCCUUCCAGCUUCAUCAAGAACAUCACGUCUGCGGCAGCCCGGCGCACUGCAUACGCUGAAAAUCUCCUGGAUCGUUACAGGCAAUAUAUAAAAUCAAACCCCGACUGCAAUAAGCCGAUGUUGCUCUCGCGAGAACUGAAAGCACAUGAUGCCGGUCAAAUCUCACACGACGUAAUUGAGUCCGAUGCAGAAGCCUACAUUCUUGGUGGCAGCGACACGACGGCCAUUACGCUUACAUACCUCGUCUGGGUGGUAUCACAGCACCCCGCCGUGCAGCAGCGGUUGAUCAGGGAAGUGAGAAGCCUGCCUGAUGGAUUCAAGGUAGACGAUCUUAAGAAACUGUCUUAUAUGGGCCAGGUUAUUGAGGAAUCACUACGUCUCUAUGGCGCUGCCCCUGGUGACUUACCUCGUGCUGUACCUGCGGGUGGAAAAAGGCUAUGUGGGCAUUAUAUCUCCGGUGGGCUUACAGUCACAACGCAGGCAUAUACGAUGCAUCGUAAUCCACGGAUCUUUCCGGAGCCAGAAAAAUUUGAUCCGUCCCGGUGGGAGAAUCCGACUCAAGACAUGAAAGAUGCGUUUAUGCCAUUCGGUGCUGGUGGCAGAAUCUGUCUCGGCCUUCAUCUGGCCCGCUUAGAGCUCCGCAUGACGAUUGCACACUUUUACCGCGCCUUUCCCAAGGGUGUCAAGUUAGCAGAAGGCAUGACAGAUGGUGACAUGGAGAUGGAAAACUAUUUUCUGAUUCAGCCAAAGGCAAGGCGGUGUAUGGUGGUUCGUGCGUAG
Molecule: messenger RNA, 1434 nt
Organism: Aspergillus ruber CBS 135680
Lineage: Eukaryota; Fungi; Ascomycota; Eurotiomycetes; Eurotiales; Aspergillaceae
Product: cytochrome P450
Exons: 6
Coding region: 1-1434 (477 amino acids)
Molecular function (GO): oxidoreductase activity, acting on paired donors, with incorporation or reduction of molecular oxygen; iron ion binding; heme binding
Source: RefSeq, a predicted model, not a curated record